AUGUUCAUAGCAAUCAUAGGUACACCUUCGUCAGGUAAGCAGACCAUCUUGGAAUACCUCGAGAAGAAAUAUGGGUUCAAGAGAGUAAGGCUGGAGAGGAAAGGUAAAGCCGUCGUAGAUCAGGCUAAGAUAAGCGGAAACGAGCUGGAUCAACCUAUGAACGAAUUAAGUGUGACAUCUAGUACGACACCCACACCUUCGACCCUUCUUGAAUCACCGUCCUCAAAUCUAAGCUUCACUUCUCAGUCAUCCUUGCUCGAUUUCAUCACUCGCAAUUGGCUCUCACACCAUGUGACAACCGACUUGACAAGUUACGAGGAGAUUGAACCAUUCGUCAAGCGUCCGUUCUUCUUGUGUGUCAGUGUAGAUGGACCUAUACUAGCAAGAUACGAAAGAGAGAAGAUACGAGCAUCUGCAAAUGGUUCAUUGCUUUCGCUCGAGGAAUUUAUCCAAUCUCAUGAUACACUCCUAAACGGCUCAUUACCUUCCAUACCAUCUUCAUCACUCUCGCAACACCCACAAACUGAUUUCAAGCGAUCGCUAUCUUUAGCUCAGAUUUCCAUAUGUAAUAAUUUCCCUACGGUCCAGGAUUUGGAGGGGUAUUUGGAUAGGCUGAAUCUAAUUGAUGAGGAGAGGUUGAGACCUGGUUGGGAUACUUAUUUCAUGACUCUCGCAUCGUUAGCAUCUCACCGUUCAAACUGUAUGAAACGACGUGUUGGAGCUCUGCUCGUCAGAUCCAAGCGGAUCUUGUCAACGGGGUAUAACGGAACUCCGAGAGGAACAAAGAAUUGUAAUAUGGGCGGAUGUAGGAGGUGUAAUGGUUCUGCAAGGGGUGGUGAAGCAUUGGACGAAUGUCUGUGCUUGCAUGCUGAGGAGAAUGCCCUAUUGGAAGCCGGUCGUGAGAGAAUAGGGGAUGACUCUGUUAUAUAUUGCAAUACUUGCCCAUGUCUCAGAUGUUCAGUCAAGAUCGUUCAAUGUGGUGUCCGCGAAGUAGUUUACAAUCAGAGUUACAGUAUGGACGAAGCGUCUGCAGCCGUACUGAAGGAAGGAGGUGUGAUCUUACGACAAUUGCACAUGCCUAGUCAACUAUAA
Messenger RNA from Kwoniella botswanensis, 1092 nucleotides. RefSeq lists its product as uncharacterized. Gene Ontology annotation, cellular component: cytoplasm. Gene Ontology annotation, molecular function: hydrolase activity; zinc ion binding. The transcript has 7 exons. NCBI's taxonomy places the organism in Eukaryota, Fungi, Basidiomycota, Tremellomycetes, Tremellales, Cryptococcaceae. The record is from RefSeq and is a predicted model, not a curated record. Bases 1 to 1092 code for a protein of 363 amino acids.